This is a messenger RNA of Emiliania huxleyi CCMP1516, 5250 nucleotides long. RefSeq lists its product as hypothetical. The record is from RefSeq and is a predicted model, not a curated record. Lineage: Eukaryota; Haptophyta; Isochrysidales; Noelaerhabdaceae. Bases 1 to 5250 code for a protein of 1749 amino acids. Gene Ontology annotation, molecular function: DNA-binding transcription factor activity; DNA binding. Gene Ontology annotation, biological process: regulation of DNA-templated transcription. The transcript is spliced from 10 exons.
AUGCGCCGGCCUCUUCGCCACUGGGGCAUGUGUGAGGCGGUGCUUCUGCACCAUCCGUCCGACCCGUCCGCAGCGGGUAUCUUUGAGCCGUUCAUUGGCCAGGGCAAAGGGCACUCUGCAAAGCCGCUCACGCCAGAGGAGUGCCCGGUCCUGGCACGUGCGUACCGGCACGACCCUCGCCUUCCGCUCGUCGCGACGGGGUGCAUGGAUGGCUGCGUCCAGCCCGCCCUCGUCUACUUCCCCUCACUCUUUGACAUCGGCGGUGUGUGGGAGGCGCUGUCGGGAGAGGAGUGUCGACUGAUAGCCAAAUUGCGGCAGAGCUGCCAGCUCGGCAAGGCUUCACUGUUGGCUUUCCAGCUCAACAGCAGCUUCACCAUCCAGCGGGCCAUUGCCAAGAUCGCCAACGUGAAGGCCGCCUGGUUCCACGGCUGCAUCCACCUGCGCUGGGCUCUGCAGUGUGCGCCAGCCUGCCGCCAAAUCCACAACUUCCCCGAGGCACGUCGCAAAAAGCGGAAUGCGCAGGGAGAGGUGAUCGACCCUGGCGCCGUCAGGCUCGUGCGGUCUGUCGAGAAGUGCCCGGCCAAGGCAGCCUUCAAGAGGAUUGUGAUUCCGCUGUGCAAGAUGGCGCAGCACGUGCUGCUCAACGCGCCCGCCAGUGUCACGCCGCAGGUCCUCGCCAUCCUUCGCGACAAGCUGCCGCUCGGCCUCAAGUUCUCCUACGCCUCGCUCAACAUCUUUUGGGACGCCGACGUUGAUUCCAACAACCUCCCAAAGAGGCGGUUCGACCACCUGAAGAAGGGCUGGACGUACCUGCGCAGCGGUGAGGGGCACAGCGGGCUCUACGUCCACCGCGACCAGCACAACCGCGGCUUUGGCGCCGUGCUCAUCUUCGGUGACUUUGAGGGCUUUGACCAGCGAUACGUGACGCUGUCGCUGGAGCUGCCGUGCCCGGGCUGGUCACUGGUGAUUGGCGACUUUGAGGCGCUGCUGCACGCCGUGACCUCGGGCAAGGGCUUCCGCAUGUCGAUCGUCCUCUGCAACCACAAGCCGGUUGUCGAGGGCUACGACUACUUUGACCGCGAGGUGUGGGUGGCGGAGGAGGUGGGGGCGGAGGAGUACCAGGAGUGGGAGGCCGCGAUCGAGGGCGAGCUGCCAGGAUACAGCGGCUGGACCGACGAACAGAAGCGCCUUGCGAUGAUGAAGCUCGUGCGAGAGCAGUUGUGCAUGCCGCCGCCGCCGCUGCUGCCCGCGGCGUCGCUCAAGAUGCCGCCGCCGCCGCCGAGCUACCGCGGCGCCAGCGCCAAGCAGCCGCGCCCCGACGACGGCGACGCGCCGCACCGCAACCCGAGCACGACCAACGCGUCGCCCAGUCCGACUAGCACUCGAGGCAGCCGCAUCGUAGUCGCAGUGCGGGAUCGGCAGCCGGGCGGCGGAGGCGGCGCAGCGACGCAUGGGCCCGGUUGCGCGACUUGCACAUCGGCUCCGAGGAUUGUCAAGACGCACGGCGAGGACCUUGUGUACGCGCGCGGCUCGUCGCUCCUGCGGGUUGGGGAGGAGGCGCCGUUUUCCUCGAGGGACGCUGCGCCCCCGCCGAUUGACGCGCUGCCCUUGCCUUCCGGGGGCCCCGCCGCUCCGGCGGCUCGCCCCACGGCGGGCGAGGCGGCGGGCAAGGCGGCGGCGGUGAGCGAGGCGGAGGGGCUGCAGUUGCACCUCUCGGACGGCGGCACCGGGUACAAGGGCGUCUACGCCACCGCAGACGGCCGCCGCUACCGAGCGCGCGUCUACCUCGCCGGCGUGCGCAAGGAGGCCUACCUCGGCUCCUUUGGCACGGCGGUGGAGGCGGCGGUGGCGUACGCGCGGGCGGUCGCGGAGGGGCAGAAGGCGGCGACGGCGGCGGCGGGGGCGCUGGCAGAGGAGGCUGGGGCACCGGCGGGGGCGGCCGAGGAGGCGGGCCGGCGUGAUGCAGAGGACGAGGCUCUGUCGCCCCUGCCGCUCGAGGAGGGUGGGGGCACGGCCGUGUGCUGGGGCAGCAUCAUGGGCGGCUCGUCAGAUUGCGAGGCCGUGCCUUCGAACACGGGCGCGUUUCGAGAGCAUUUCUGCACCGUUUGCCGCACGCGAGGCGUGCUCGUCCCGACCACGCGGGUGCGAGUGCCGGUCGGUCCGAUGAGCGAGCUUGCGAACCAAAGCACGGGAGGCGUGUGGAACAGCCCGACCACCGACUCGCCAUGGCCGCCGUAUCGCGUCGUCAACCAGACUCGCGAGUCAAGCGGGCCACGGCUGGUGAUUUUGAAGGACGAGUGCUCAGAGCCCCUCCCGAACCUCGUCCACCUUCCGCUCACCCCCUCGCUCGAGUGGCUCACGCCCAGCGGGCAGGUCCGCUUUCGGGUCGGGCGGACGCUCAACCCGGAGGUGCCGCCGUCCGACCCGCUCGUGUCGCUCGACGAGGAUGAGAAGAAUGCCGUCGACGGGCGCACCAUGUGGGCGACAGAGGAGGACGCGAUUAUUCGCGAGGGUGUGCGCCAGCACGGCUUCAAGUGGAGACAGAUCGCCGCCUCGCUGCCCGGCCGCUCCGACUCGUCUGUCCGCAACCGCUGGAGGCUGCUCGAAAACGGGAGGCGGCUCGAAAGCGAGCGAGGAGGCGCCAGCUCAGACUCAAACUCGAGGCUGCCGCCGAGGCGGUCGCCCGCCUUCCUGAGCCACGCCGCCGCGGCGGUCGCGGGCUGCAACGCGGGCGGCGGUGUCGGCGUCGGGGCGGGCGGCGUAGGCGCCCCUGGGGCGGGCGGCGCGGCGGGCGGCGGGGCGGGCAGCACCGUCGCGUCUCCUCCUCCGGCGGUGGCGACAGAGGAGGGUGGCAGGGCAGGUGAGGCCGCCUCCGCCGCCGCCGGCAAGCUCGAGACUGGCGGUGAGGUGGGCGGCGAGGUCGGCGUCAAGAUCGAGGAAGGAAAGAGCGCGGGCGAGAGCGAGGCGAGCGGCGGCGGCGGCCAGCCGUACCACGAGCCCAAGGAUCACGUCCGCUUCCCCUGCGUCCCGGCGGGGCAGCGGCGCGGCGCGCCGCGGCAGCGCCUCGACGAGGGCGCGCGCGCGUGGGACAGGGAGGAGGAGGACGGGGGGGAGGAGGAGGACGAGUGCGACGACGACGACGACGACGACGAGGGCCGGCUCGAGGAUGUGAUCGACUUGCGCGGGUACUCGCGCCGCGCCGCCAUCGGGCUGCGCGUGCAGGUCUCGUACGAGGAGCGGCAGGGCAAGCAGUUGGUGUCGGUGCCGUACCGCGGCGAGGUUGUCUCUGUCGACAUGCGAAAGGGGCUGCGGGUCAAGCUCGACGGGUACGUGCGGAGGGAGUGGGUGACCGACGAGGACGAGUGGAGGUGGGUGCCGCCCGGCGACCAGGCGCUGCUCCCGCACCAGCAGGAGCUGAUCGACCGGGCGAACGAGGCGGACGCGGUGGCUGCUGGGCGUGGGCAGCGCCAGGAGGGCGCCGCGGCGGCUGUGGCUCCAGCCGCGGAGGCGGAGGGGCUGAAGCUGCACCUCUCGAGCAGCAGCAGCACCGGCUACAGGGGAGUGUCGCAGGUUCCCUCUGGCCGCUUCCAAGCGUGCCACUGGGUGCGCGGCAAGGAUGUCUACCUCGGAACCUUCGACACGGCGGUGGAGGCGGCGGUGGCGUACGCGCGGGCGGUCGGCGAGUACCCGCGUCCCCCUCCUCCGGCGGUGGCGACAGAGGCGGAGGGCUUGCAGCUGCACCUCUCGAGCAGCAGCAGCACCGGCUACUUAGGCGUAAUCGAGUACACUGCUGGCCGCUUCAAGGCGCAGUCGGGCAGAGGGCAGGGACGCGGCGGGCAGAAGUACUUGGGCUCCUUCCACACGGCUGUGGAGGCGGCGGUGGCUUACGCGAAGUGUGUCGGGCAGGCGGGGGCGGCAGGCUCGGCGGCGGCGGAGGAGGGCGACGGAGCAGGCGGCGAGGAGGAGGGCGGCGAGGAGGGCGGGUGGAGCGGUGGCGGCGAGGAGGAGAGCCACUUCCAGCGUGGUGGCGAGGCUGCAGCUGCAGUGGAGAGCAGCGUGGAGGCUGUCUCGCCGGGGUCCUCCUGCGCAACAAGCCAUGAGACGCGUGGCGCGGCGGCGGCGGCGGCGGCGGCGGCGGCGGCGGCGGCGGCGGCGGCGGCGGCGGCGGCGGCGGCGGCGGUGUCCGAGGCCGACGACGAUGAGGCGGCGGAGGAGGCGUCGCCGAGGGCGGGGGCGGGCGGCGGCGAGGCUGCGGCGGAGGGCGAGGAGGACGGUGUCCAGGAGCACCUCGGGACGGCAGUCCCUCCAGGCGGUGUUGGCGGCGGGGCGGGCGGCGCGGGCGGCGGUAGGGCGGACGGCGCGGGCGGCGGUGGGGCGGGCGGCGGGGCGGGCGAUGGGGUGGGCAGCACCGUCGCGUCCGCCGCGUCUUCUGGCACCGUUCCCGCCGGAAACGGCGCCGCGUCUUCUGGCGCCGUUCGCGCCGUUCCCGCCGCACCUGCAGCACCCGCUGCUCCGGGGCAUGGUUUGAUGCGCGCCUCCAACCUCCUCCCCGCGCGCGAGGACGCGUUUGGGGACGGCCUCGUGCUGCGUGUGCGCCCGCUCACGGCGGCAGUCGGCCAGGUCUCGCAGAUCUUUAAGGCGGCCAAGGUCAGCUACCCGCCGAAACAGAUUGACGCGUGGGCAGAUGCAGGAGCGCUGUCGGUGGAGGUUUGCGUGGUCGGGGCGGACGGAAGCCUCGACAUCGUCGCUGCAUGCACAGUCCAGACCUUUGCGGUGGACGAGGCUCUCCACUACUCGGACGCUGACGUCGCGCGGCUGCACUUAUCAAAGUGUUUCGCACGUGCAGCCUGCGUCGUGGGCGACCUGCUCCUUCCGCCUUGCUACCUUUUCGACGUGCGCAUGCUCGCUGCAGCGCAACCUUUCAGACAGGGGCGCGGCCGAGCCUUGCGCGAGGGACUAACUUUCCUCGCAGCCGCUCUUCCGCGCCCAACGUACAUCUUUGCGCGUGUGAAGCAAAAGGGGAGCCGGGGGGAGCAGGCGCCCGCGGACUGGUACAGGAAGUGCUUCGGAGUGCUCGCGCCGCCGUUCGCAUCGCCCACGUCGGGAGCGAUGGGUCUGGUCCUUGCCACGCGUAUCAACGCAGUGAGCACGGCCGACAAGGUGUCCACCGCUGGGCUCGAGCCGGCACGCGGCGAGCCAGACUUUAUCGGCCUCACGCUUCGAGUGGAUGCCGCUGCUGCUCCGCCGUAG